GUGCAUGUAACCCGAACCCAUGUCGACACUGGGGUAGUUGUAGUGGUCGUUUCAAGGACAAGUUCAGAUGUUCUUGUUCUCCCGGAUAUACUGGAGCCAGAUGUGAGACGGAAUUGGACGAGUGCAUGUCAAACCCUUGUAAGAAUGGCGCGGUUUGUGUUGAUGAUGUCAACGACUACUACUGCCUGUGUAGUCCAGGCUACACUGGAAAGAAUUGUGGGAGAGUUUUAUCAAUGAGUUCCUGUCGAUUUUUCCCAUGUAAGAACGGAGGGCAGUGUUAUGACAUUGAUGAUUCGUACAUGUGCUCAUGUAACACUGGCUUUACAGGAUAUGAUUGUGAAAUAGAUAUUGACGAGUGUGAUUCUAACAAUUGUAAGAAUGGAGCCACGUGCGUUGAUGGUGUCAACACUUACACGUGUGUUUGCCCGACAGGAUAUACUGGAAUUUACUGCGAGAAAGAAACCGAUGAGUGCAGUCCAAACCAGUGUAUGAAUGGAGCGACUUGUGUUGACGGUUUGAAUUCCUACACAUGCUUGUGUAGACAAGGAUACACUGGAACCAAUUGCGGAAUAGUUCUACCAACAAGUUCCUGUCAGUCAGGCCCUUGCCAAAACGAAGGGAUGUGUUAUGACGUUGGUAACUUCUACACGUGUUUAUGUAACCCAGGUUUUGGUGGAUAUAAUUGUGAGCUAGAUGUCAAUGAGUGUGAUUCUAACAAUUGUCAGAACGGGGCCGCGUGUGUUGAUGGUAUCAACUCGUACACGUGCGUCUGCGUAACUGGAUAUACUGGUACUUUUUGUGAGACAGUUAUCGCCCAAAAUGUCUGUAGUCAAAGCCCAUGUCAGAAUGGUGGACAAUGCUAUGAUAUUGGUAAUUUCCAGUAUGUGUGUACAUGUCAGCCAGGUUUUACAGGAACAAAUUGUGAAAUAGAAAUCAACGAGUGUAUUCCAAACCAAUGUCAGAAUGGAGCGACUUGUGUUGACAGCGUAAAUUUCUAUAGUUGCAUUUGUAGUGCCGGCUUUAUUGGGACCAACUGUGCAACAGUCAUACCUCAAACUUCCUGCCAACAAGUACUUUGUCAAAAUGGUGGAUACUGUCAAUAUAUUGGUAAUGCUUUCCAAUGUGUGUGUGUACCAGGAUACACCGGAACGUUCUGUGAAACAGAAAUAGAUGAGUGCAGUCCGAACCCGUGUCAACAUGGAGCAAUAUGUAUUGAUGGGAUUAAUUCCUACGCAUGCGCAUGCAGUAACGGAUACACUGGAACUUCCUGUGGAACAGUGUUGUCACAAAGUGCAUGCAGUCAGAACAUCUGUGAGAAUGGAAAUUGUUACAAUAUUGACUUGUCAUUUUACUGUGCAUGUAGGCCAGGGUAUACAGGCUCCGUUUGUGAAACAGAAAUUGAUGAUUGUAGUCCAAACCCCUGUCAAAAUAGUGGAAUAUGCACAGAUCGUGGUUACACAUAUACCUGCUCGUGCCUGUAUGGAUACGCUGGACGAAAUUGUCAGAUCUUGACAGGAGCUUCAGCGUGCCAGCAGAAUCCUUGUGUGAACGGUGCUUGUUUCAAUUAUGGCAAUUCAUAUAUCUGUGUAUGUCCGGGAUAUACUGGCAUAAACUGUGAUACUGAAAUAGAUGAAUGCAGCCCAAAUCCCUGUCAGAACAGCGGCACGUGUAAUGAUGGUGUUAAUACUUACACUUGCACGUGCAGCCCUGGAUAUACUGGGACAAAUUGUGAACUAGGCACUGACGAAUGUAGUCCAAACCCGUGUCAGAACGGUGCAACUUGCCACGAUGGACAUCUUUCCUACACGUGCACGUGUCUGCUGGGAUAUACCGGGACAAUGUGUGAAACAAACAUAGACGAUUGCAGUCCAAACCAAUGUCAGAAUGGGGCAACGUGUAUUGAUGGGGUUAAUUCUUACACAUGUUCAUGUGUACCUGGAUACACCGGAACUUUAUGUGAAAUAGAUAUAGAUUCCUGUAGCCAGAACCCAUGUCACAAUGGAGCAACGUGUAUUGACGGAGUAAAUACAUACACAUGUGACUGUGUCAUUGGAUAUACAGGGGAUCAUUGUGACAUAAAUAUUGAUGACUGUGCGAGCAACAUGUGUCAAAAUGGAGCAACAUGCAAUGACGGUUUAAAUUCCUACACUUGCACGUGCAGUCCAGGAUAUACGGGAACUUAUUGUGACACUGAUAUUGACGAUUGCAAUCCCGACCCAUGUCAGAACGGUGCAACAUGUGUGGACGAUGUUGACUCCUAUUCCUGCACGUGUCUCGCUGGAUAUACAGGGACAAUUUGUGAGACAGACAUAAAUGAAUGCUCUCCUAACCCAUGCCAGAACGGGGCAGGAUGCACUGACGACGUUGACUCCUACAUCUGCGAAUGCCUGGCCGGAUACACUGGGGUCAAUUGCGAAACAGACAUAAAUUACUGCAGCCCUGAUCCAUGUUUGAAUGGUGCAACAUGUACCGAUGGCCUCGUCUCUCACACCUGCACGUGCGCUGCCGGAUAUACGGGGACCAAUUGUGAGACAGAAAUAGAUGACUGUAAUCCUGACCCAUGUCUGAACGGGGCAACAUGUACUGAUAAUGGAAGCACCUACACCUGUACCUGUAUUGCUGGAUACACCGGAACAAAUUGCGCAACAAACAUAGAUGACUGUGAUCCUGAUCCAUGUCUGAAUGGGGCAACAUGUACGGAUGAUGUUGACACUUACAGUUGCACCUGUGCUGAUGGUUAUACGGGGACUAAAUGUGACACAGACAUUGACAACUGUAGUCCUAAUCCAUGUCUAAACUUAGGAACAUGUUCUGAUGAUGUCAACACUUACAGCUGUACCUGUGCUAAUGGAUAUACUGGAACCAAUUGCGAGAUUGACAUUGACAACUGUAGUCCUAAUCCAUGUCUUAACUUAGGAACAUGUUCUGAUGGUGUUGACACUUACAGCUGCGCAUGUGUCACGGGAUAUACCGGAACCAAUUGCCAGAUUGACAUAGAUUACUGCGAUCUUGAUCCAUGCCAGAACGGGGCAACAUGUAGUGACGGCAUUGACUCCUAUACGUGCAUGUGUGCCUCUGGAUAUACAGGGUGUAACUGUGAGACAGUAAAUGUUGCAGAUACAGAUGAUUGCGAUCCUAACCCGUGUCUGAAUGGAGGAACGUGUACUGAUACUGGAACUUCAUACACGUGUGCUUGUGUUGCCGGAUACACCGGAACUGAUUGCGGAACAAACAUAGAUAACUGCAGUCCUAACCCAUGUAUGAACGGGGCAACAUGUACCGAUGGUGUUGACUCAUACACCUGCAUGUGUGCUGCUGGUUAUACGGGGACUACUUGCAGCACAGACAUAGAUGAUUGCAAUCCUGACCCAUGUCAGAACGGGGCAUGUACUGACGAUGUUAACUCCUACUUAUGCACAUGUGACGCUGGAUAUACAGGGACUAAUUGUGACACAGACAUAGAUGAUUGCAAUCCCGACCCAUGUCUGAACGGGGCAACAUGUGUUGACGGUGUUGACUCCUACACAUGUGUGUGUGUCGCCGGAUAUACAGGGACUAAAUGUGGGACAGAUAUUGAUGACUGUGCAACAGACCCAUGUCAGAAUGGGGCAGAUUGUUUGGAUGGGGUUGGUAUCUAUGUAUGUUUGUGUGCUGAUGGAUAUACAGGGGACGAUUGUGACACAGUUAUACCGGACUGCGAGCCAAAGUAUUACGAAAUAAAUCCGGCCCACAGUGCUUGUUUGCCGAAAAUUAGCGACGAUAUAGGAAUAGCUGUUUCGGAGGAUGAUAAAACGUUAAUAUUAAAUAUACAUAACGAGGCUAGACGGAAUGUAGACCCUCCCGCAAAGAAUAUGGCAAUUUUGACUUGGGAUGACUCUUUAGCUAACAUAGCACAAAGAUGGGCAGAUUCGUGCCCAGACUACCAUGAUUCUCCUCUUAACAGAGAAGAUCACGGUCGAUAUUCUGCUGGGCAGAACAUGGCGUUUAACACAGACGACUGGACAGUAUCUUUGCAAAUGAUGAUUGACGAGAAACAAUAUUACGAUUACACAACCAAUAGCGCCAUUCCAGCUGGCGAAGUGAUCGGACAUUAUACACAGAUUGUGUGGGCUGAAACGCAUAAAAUAGGGUGUGGUUAUGCCGUCUGUGGUACAGAUAAAAUAUAUGUUUGUAACUAUGGACCAGCUGGUAAUUAUGCCGGAGUUUUACCCUACGAAAGCGGUACUACAUGCAGCAGUUGUCCUUCAGCAUGUAACAACAACCUUUGUGAUUGCGGAGGAAUUGAUUGUUACAAUGGAGGAAAUGUUAACUGGGAUACAUGUUCUUGUGAUUGCCAAUCAAUUAACAGCCAUGUGCAACCUAAUUGUGCAAUUGAUUGUUAUGCCUCACCUGUAGUAGAUGACGGUUAUUGCUCCUCUGUCACAGGAAUUUGCGAUAUUUAUCCCGCUUAUUACUGUCCUGAAAUGUGCGGAUGGUGUCCAGUGCUGGGAUAA
This is a messenger RNA of Ruditapes philippinarum (Manila clam), 4493 nucleotides long. RefSeq names its product fibropellin-1-like. NCBI's taxonomy places the organism in Eukaryota, Metazoa, Mollusca, Bivalvia, Venerida, Veneridae. The record is from RefSeq and is a predicted model, not a curated record. The coding region runs from base 126 to 4493 and encodes 1455 amino acids. Gene Ontology annotation, cellular component: extracellular region; plasma membrane; protein-containing complex. Gene Ontology annotation, molecular function: calcium ion binding. The transcript is spliced from 41 exons. Gene Ontology annotation, biological process: heterophilic cell-cell adhesion; establishment or maintenance of epithelial cell apical/basal polarity.